Messenger RNA from Tachyglossus aculeatus (Australian echidna), 3700 nucleotides. RefSeq names its product metabotropic glutamate receptor 6-like. NCBI's taxonomy places the organism in Eukaryota, Metazoa, Chordata, Mammalia, Monotremata, Tachyglossidae. The record is from RefSeq and is a predicted model, not a curated record. Gene Ontology annotation, biological process: regulation of synaptic transmission, glutamatergic; G protein-coupled glutamate receptor signaling pathway. Gene Ontology annotation, molecular function: adenylate cyclase inhibiting G protein-coupled glutamate receptor activity. The transcript is spliced from 19 exons. Gene Ontology annotation, cellular component: membrane. Bases 1 to 3639 code for a protein of 1212 amino acids.
AUGGCGACCGCAGAGCGAAGCCGGCCUGUCAGGCAGGGGCGGCCUCCGCCGGCACGACAGCCGAAAGCGAAGCCGUCCCUCCGCCGGCACGACAAUAGUAAAGCGAAGCCAGCCCUGAGAGGCGGCCCCCGUUGGCAUGACGACCGGAAAGCGAAGCCGUCCCUCCGCCGGCACGACAAUGGUAAAGCGAAGCCGGCCUGUCAGGCAGGGGCGGCCCCCGUUGGCAUGACGACCGGAAAGCGAAGCCGUCCCUCAGCCGGCACGACAAUGGUAAAGCGAAGCAGGCCUGUCAGUCAGGGGCGGCCCCGUUGGCAUGACGACCGGAAAGCGAAGCCGUCCCUCAGCCGGCACGAGAAUCGUAAAGCGAAGCCGGCCUCGAAGCCGUCCCUCAGCCGGCACGACAAUGGUAAAGCGAAGCCGGCCUGUCAGUCAGAGGCGGCCCACCGUUGGCAUGACGACCGGAAAGCGAAGCCAUCCCUCAGCCGGCACGAGAAUCGUAAAGCGAAGCCGGCCUGUCAGUCGGAGGCGGCCGCCGUUGGCAUGACAAUCGGAAAGCGAAGCCGUCCCUCCGCCGGCACGACAAUCGUAAAGCGAAGCCAGCCUGUCACGAAGCCGUCCAUAGUCAAGGGCGGCCUCCGCCGGCACGACAAUCGUAAAGCGAAGCCGGACUGUCAGUCAGAGGCGGCUCCCGUUGGCAUGACAACCGCAAAAGGGAAGACGGCCACAGUCAGGGGCGGCCUCUGUUGGCACGACAACCGUAAAGCGAAGCCGGCCUGUCACGAAGCCGGCCUGCCCGGGGCGGCCUCCGUUGGCACGACAACCGUGAAGCGAAGCCAGCCUGGCUGGCAACCGGGGAAAAAGGGUCUGGGGGAUCAGAGUGGAGAACAGAGGUGGGCAUCCUGCUCUCUUCCAUCCUGUGAGGACCCGUGCAAUGGCUGCGAGGCGGGUGACCGGCAUUCUCGGAUAGGGGAGGGCACCAUCUGGGAUCCCGUCUGGGUGCCAAGAGAGCAGACAGAACCGGGCGCUCAGAAGCUUGGAGCGGUCAGCGAGUGGGCCUCCGUCCCCGGAGAUCGGAGGCAGCAGUGGGCUCACAGUCUGGAAAGUGAAGGGGACGUCACGCUGGGGGGCCUGUUCCCCGUCCACGCCCGAGGCCCCGCCGGGGUGCCCUGCGGGGAGGUCAAGAAGGAGAAGGGCAUUCAUCGCCUGGAAGCCAUGCUCUACGCCCUGGACCAGAUCAACAGGGACCCCGAGCUGCUGCCCAACCUGACGCUGGGGGCCCGCAUCCUGGACACCUGCUCCCGAGACACCUACGCCCUGGAGCAGUCCCUCAGCUUCGUGCAGGCCCUGAUCCAGAGGGACGCCUCCGAGCUGCGCUGCUCCGACGGCCGGCGGCCCGUGGUGCCCAAGCCGGAGCGCGUCGUCGGGGUCAUCGGGGCGUCCGCCAGCUCCGUCUCCAUAAUGGUGGCCAACGUGCUGCGCCUCUUUGCGAUCCCCCAGAUCAGCUACGCCUCCACCGCGCCGGAGCUCAGCGACAACAGCCGCUACGACUAUUUCUCGCGGGUGGUGCCCCCCGACUCCUACCAGGCCCAGGCCAUGGUGGACAUUGUCAAGGCCCUGGGGUGGAACUACGUCUCCACGCUCGCCUCCGAGGGCAACUACGGGGAGAGCGGGGUCGAGGCCUUCGUGCAGAUCUCCCGCGAGGCCGGUGGGGUCUGCAUCGCCCAAUCCAUCAAGAUCCCGCGGGAGCCGAAGCCAGGAGAGUUCGACAAGCUCAUCGGUCGGCUGAUGGAGACAUCCAGCGCCCGGGGCAUCGUCGUCUUCGCCAACGAGGAUGACAUCAAACGAGUGCUGGAGGCCGCCCGUCGCGCCAACCUGACAGGGCAUUUUCUCUGGGUGGGCUCGGACAGCUGGGGCGCCAAGACUUCACCCAUCUUAGACCUGGAGGAUGUGGCCGAGGGAGCCGUCACCGUUUUACCCAAACGGGCCUCCAUCGAUGGCUUCGACCAGUAUUUCACCAGCCGCUCCCUGGAGAACAAUCGGCGCAACAUCUGGUUCGCGGAGUUCUGGGAGGACAAUUUCCACUGCCAGCUGACCCAUCUGGGGACCCAACGCGAAGGAUCCUCCCGCAAGUGCACUGGUGAAGAGCGGAUCGGGCGGGACUCGGCCUACGAACAGGAAGGGAAAGUCCAGUUCGUCAUCGACGCGGUGUACGCGGUGGCUCACGCGCUGCACAGUUUGCACCGGGCUCUGUGCCCGGGCCAGGCUGGCGUCUGUCCGAGCAUGGACCCCUCCAACGGACGCCGGCUGCUGCAGUACAUCCGCGCCGUCAACUUCAACGGCAGCGCCGGGACCCCCGUGAUGUUCAACGAGAACGGUGACGCCCCCGGCCGCUACGACAUCUUCCAGUUCCAGCUGACCAACGGCAGCGCCCCCGGCUAUCACGCCAUCGGCCAGUGGACCGGAUUCCUGCGGCUGAACACGGAAGAGAUGCGGUGGUCUGGAGGCCGGCCGGAGGUGCCCCCUUCCGUGUGCAGCCAGCCCUGUGGGCCCGGGGAGCGGAAGAAGAUGGUGAAGGGGGUGCCCUGCUGUUGGCACUGCGAGCUGUGCGACGGCUACCGGUACCGGCUGGACGAGUUCAGCUGCGAGGCCUGCCCCUUCGACAUGCGGCCCACCGAGAACCGCACCGGCUGCCGACCCACGCCCAUCGUCAAGCUGGAGUGGAGCUCGCCCUGGGCGGCCCUGCCCGUCCUCCUGGCCGUGCUGGGCAUGGCCGCCACCGGCUGCGUCCUGGCCGCCUUCGUGCGCUUCAACGACACGCCCGUCGUGCGGGCCUCGGGCCGCGAGCUCAGCUACGCGCUGCUCGCGGGCAUCUUCCUCGUCUACCUCAUCACGUUCCUCAUGGUGGCCGAGCCCGGGGUGGCCGUCUGUGCCGGCCGCCGCCUCUUCCUGGGCCUGGGCACGGCCGUCAGCUACUCCGCCCUCCUCACCAAGACCAACCGCAUCUAUCGCAUCUUCGAGCGGGGCAAGAGGUCGGUGAGGCCCCCGCGCUUCAUCAGCCCCGCCUCCCAGCUGGCCAUCACCUUCGGCCUGACGUCCGUGCAGGUGGUGGCCGCCGCGGCCUGGCUGGGCGUGCGGCCGCCCCGCAGCGUGGUCGACUACGAGGAGCAGCGCGGCCCCGACCCCGAGCGGGCCCGGGGCGUGCUCAAGUGCGACAUGUCCGACCUGUCGCUCGUCUGCUGCCUCAGCUACAGCAUCCUGCUCAUGGUCACCUGCACCGUGUACGCCGUCAAGGCCCGCGGGGUCCCCGAGGCCUUCAACGAGGCCAAGCCCAUCGGCUUCGCCAUGUACACCACCUGCGUCGUCUGGCUCGCCUUCGUGCCCAUCUUCUUCGGGACGGCCCAGUCCGCCGAGAAAAUCUACAUCCAGACGACGACGCUGACCGUGUCCAUGAGUUUGAGCGCCUCGGUCUCCCUGGGCCUGCUGUACGUGCCCAAGGUCUACGUCAUCGUCUUCCACCCUGAGCGGAACGUGCAGAAGAGAAAGCGCAGCGUCAAGAAGGCCGCCUCCGGGGCCUCUCCCAGUGCGGACGGCGAAGGAGGAGAACGCGAGGACGACGCCCUCCCAGCCCGACUGACCUAGCAGACCAGACGUGGACGGAGGGCCCCGCACGCUGCAGCGACAGGGAGAGUGGGGCAGACGA